Molecule: messenger RNA, 1483 nt
Organism: Trifolium pratense (red clover)
Lineage: Eukaryota; Viridiplantae; Streptophyta; Magnoliopsida; Fabales; Fabaceae
Product: protein CUP-SHAPED COTYLEDON 3
Exons: 3
Coding region: 108-1241 (377 amino acids)
Biological process (GO): regulation of DNA-templated transcription
Molecular function (GO): DNA binding
Source: RefSeq, a predicted model, not a curated record
UCAUCAUCUAUAUUCUAUUCUAUUCUUACUCCUCCUCGUUUUCAGUUUCAAAAAUACUCCAUAGUCCAUACAUACAAUCCUCCUCUGCUCUUCCACAGAAUUAAUAUAUGAUGUUAACAAUGGAAGAGGUACUUUGUGAACUAAGUGAGCAUGAGAAGAAAAAUGAACAAGGUUUGCCACCUGGCUUUAGGUUUCAUCCAACUGAUGAAGAACUCAUUACCUUUUAUUUGGCUUCUAAGGUUUUCAAAAAUACUUUUUUCAACAAUGUCAAGUUUGCUGAGGUUGAUCUCAAUAGAUGUGAGCCAUGGGAACUUCCAGAAAUGGCAAAGAUGGGAGAAAAAGAGUGGUAUCUAUUCAGCUUAAGAGACAGAAAAUACCCAACUGGACUGAGAACAAACAGAGCAACCGGUGCUGGUUACUGGAAAGCCACCGGAAAAGACAAAGAAGUUUACAGCUGUAGUAAUAGAUCUUCCUUAUUAGGCAUGAAGAAGACUCUUGUUUUCUACAAAGGAAGGGCCCCUCGUGGUGAAAAGACCAAAUGGGUCAUGCAUGAGUACCGUUUAGAUAAUCACUUUUCACCUUCUCAAUCUCAUCAUCAUCCUCACACCUGCAAGGAAGAGUGGGUGAUAUGUAGGAUAUUUCAUAAAUCAGGAGAAAAGAGAAAUUCAAUACUCCAACUUCAAAGUGGUAAUGCUAAUGCUAAUUAUAAUUUAACAUCCAAAAAAAGUUGUUUACCACCACCUCCACAUUUAAUCACAAAUCCAACUUCAUUUACACAACUAAACCAAAAUGACCAAUUAAUCUCACAUUCUCAUAACAUUUUCCCAUUGCAACCAUUCCAACCUUCUUUCCAAAUCAACCACACAUGCAGAAACAACAAUCUUCUUCCAUCUUCUGAACUACUUUUCAAGUCACAACAAAAUUUCAACAUGAAACAAACCAUUCCAAAAUCAGAGGCUACAUUCUAUGAUCAAUACCAAUCAUCACAAUCAAUUGAUGAUGCUAUUAAUCUGAGAUGGAUUGAAAAUAACAAUAAUAAUAAUAAUUCAAGUAAUAAUCAUAAUUUUGAAAACACUUCUUCAUUCCCUGUUGAGAUGGAUGCUGAAUUGAUUGAAUUCUCAGGAGCUGCUACAAAUGCUGAAUUUAGAGACAUGUCAACUUCAACAAACUUUAACAGUAGAAUAGGCUUAGAUGAUGUUCCUAUGGGAAUAGAUUCUUGGUCACAGGCACAACUUGUCUAGUACAUGUAACAUUGUACGUAGUUAUUACUAUGAUGUACUGUUUGGUAACUACUACGUACCAACUACAUGUGUUGUAACCUGUAGCAUAAAUAAUUUUGUACUAUGCCUAUGUUAAGCACUCAAGCUAGGUAGCUAAAUGGUCUUGUAGUAGUGGACAAAUACUUAUUAAAGUAAUUUGUACUAAUAACUUUUUGUGGCUUGGCUACUAGUACUACAAUAGGUAUGUAAUUAUUGGACUUUGA